Messenger RNA from Amoebophrya sp. A25, 320 nucleotides. NCBI's taxonomy places the organism in Eukaryota, Dinophyceae, Syndiniales, Amoebophryaceae. The record is from the annotation of a GenBank genome assembly.
CGUUGACAUUAAGGUGGAAAGUAACAGUAACUGGACGUCGCAGUAGAGGAAAAUGAGCGAGAGAACAGGUCGUAGUUUCCACGUUGUUGUGCUGGUAGUGCGUUAAUAUUGUGCUGUGUGUUGUAUACGCGAGGCGAAGCAACAGAAUAGAGCAUCACGAUCACAUGUUGGAGCCAGCUCUUACACUGGGAACAAGAGUGAGUAUGUUGAGAAGCAUGACGAUGACGAACAGGACGAACUACAGGAACACACUCAGAAGUUUUGAGAGCAUUCAAGGACAACAUUCGUUACACUAUUGGGAAUCUUCCUUUAUUUGUUGA